Xyrauchen texanus (razorback sucker) is the source of this 2224-nucleotide messenger RNA. RefSeq names its product vesicle-trafficking protein SEC22b-B-like. Gene Ontology annotation, biological process: vesicle fusion with Golgi apparatus; endoplasmic reticulum to Golgi vesicle-mediated transport; retrograde vesicle-mediated transport, Golgi to endoplasmic reticulum. Lineage: Eukaryota; Metazoa; Chordata; Actinopteri; Cypriniformes; Catostomidae. Gene Ontology annotation, cellular component: SNARE complex; endoplasmic reticulum-Golgi intermediate compartment; ER to Golgi transport vesicle membrane. Gene Ontology annotation, molecular function: SNAP receptor activity. The coding region runs from base 131 to 778 and encodes 215 amino acids. The transcript is spliced from 5 exons. The record is from RefSeq and is a predicted model, not a curated record.
AUUCACGAAUUUCCGGCCAGCUCAGCGUACGGAGGAGUGUUAUCAAGCUGUAAUCCAGACAGACAUUUUUACAGCUGUGUUAUCUGUUCCACCACUUAUCAAUUUUCAUCAAACCUGACAUUACAGCAAAAUGGUGCUGCUGACCAUGAUCGCGCGACUGGCGGAUGGACUGCCGCUGGCCGCUUCAAUGCAGGAGGACGAGCAGAUCGGUCGAGACCUCCAGCAAUAUCAGAGCCAAGCCAAACAGCUGUUUCGCAAACUGAACGAGCAGAGUCCCACCCGCUGCACCUUAGAGGCUGGCUUAAUGGCCUUUCACUAUGUCAUUGAGAAAGGAGUUUGCUACCUGGUGCUUUGUGAAGCCGGGUUUCCUAAAAAGCUGGCCUUCGCUUAUCUUGAAGAUCUGCAAGCAGAGUUUCAUGAACAACAUGGCAAGAAGGUGCCUACAGUCUCCAGGCCAUACUCCUUCAUAGAGUUUGACACAUACAUUCAGAAGACCAAAAAGUCUUAUAUCGACAGUAGAGCGCGCAGGAACAUGAGCAAUAUUAACACAGAGCUGCAGGAUGUACAGAGGAUCAUGGUGGCCAACAUAGAAGAAGUUCUACAGAGAGGAGAGGCCUUAUCUGCAUUGGACUCAAAGGCCAGCAACUUGUCCAGCCUGUCGAAAAAAUACAGAAGUGAUGCUAAGUACCUGAACACUCGCUCCACGUACGCUAAGCUAGCUGCAGGCGGAGUCUUCUUCAUCAUGCUUAUCGUAUACAUACGGUUCUGGUGGCUGUGAGGUCAAGGGGAAUGCGUGAAUGGGAGAGGGGCUCUUGAGAAAAUUACAGGUGAAAAGCAGAUGGACUCUCAAAACAUCAACAAGUUCAUGUUGUGUUUUAAGGCCUCGAACUGUUCUUAAAGACUGCUGGAUCCGACGAUUUCCCUCCUAGCAGGCUGUAAAGUCCCUAACCUGAUUUUCACUGGUCUCUGUUUUAUGAACUACAAAAGUUUGUCUGUGCUUGAUUGGAUUGUGGAAGGAAAAUGUGUUUGUUAGUGUGUGACUGAAAGAGUGAGAAUGAAAGAAAGUGUUGUCCUGUAUAUGUCUGUGUAAAAGAAAAAGCCCAUCCUGUCAAGUAAUCUUAUAUACUAUAUAACAGUACAUACAACAGCAGUGUAACCCAAAUCUAGGAAUUAAUUAUUCAUUAACAGAUCUAUGUUAAUUCAGAUUUGUAUUUUAAGCACAUUUUGUGGGAUUAGAAGGGUAGAUCACCUAAAAAUCAUUUACAUACACUCACUUUGUUCCAAACCUAUAAGGCACUCUUUCCUCAGUGGAACAGAAAAGUAGAUAUUAGGCAGAAUAUUAUCCUUAGUUACCAUUCAUUUACAUUGUAUGGAAAAAAUAUGCAAUUAAGGUGAAUUGUGACUGCAGAAGAACAUCAUAUAGGUUUGGAACACAUGAGGGAGUAAAUCAUGGCAAAGUUUUCAUUUUGGAGUAACAAUAAAUUUAAUGCUUCUUGGGUUUUGGACAUUUGUAAAGACUUCCUUCCAGCGAGGAGGUGUAAAACAAGAACAAACAUAAAACACGUGUGACAUUAAAACUUCAAUCCCACCAGUUAUCUGCACAAAAUCUAACCUAGUGAGGCUCCUUUUUUCAGAUAGUAAAAAACUUUCAGCAGAUUUGCAAGGAUUUUUCACUUCUGAAAGCCUCAUGAAAUAGUGUUAUAUCAAGAAAGCCAUUUCAAAGUUGUCUCAGAAGUACUUUUGUUACAAAUCUGAGUUUUGCCAUUUCAAAAUGGACAUGCCAUCAUUUUGAAACUUUCGAUAGUUUUGUUGGUAUGUAUGUUGCACUACACUUCCACUGAAGCGGGGAUAUUCGUGGUGUUGUCCAAUUACUUAAUACAGACCUGAUCAUUGGAGUGUGUCAGGAAUAGUGGUGGGCUGCCACAUUUUCGAGAAGUAGAUAUUUGGGUCUAUUUUAUAUGAGUAGUCCAAUGUAGUCUACAACAAUGCUUAUCUGUGUCUGUUGCACUACCCCUUUGCAUGGUUGCAGAUAACUGACCAGGGUUCCUGCAGCUUUAUCUUUCAGAGUUUACAUUAGAUUGUGUUUCACUAAAUGCAUUGAAGAACUAAACACACAAUACCUGAUCAGUCAUCAUUGUAUCAACUGGAUAAGACUGACAUGCUCAUCAAAAGGGCUUUCAUGCAGCUCCCGUCACCGAGCCUCCAGUAUAAAUAAAAUGAUUAA